Lathyrus sativus (Indian pea) is the source of this 516-nucleotide messenger RNA. NCBI's taxonomy places the organism in Eukaryota, Viridiplantae, Streptophyta, Magnoliopsida, Fabales, Fabaceae. The record is from the annotation of a GenBank genome assembly.
AUGACCAACCCUAAAGUUUUCUUCGACAUGACCGUUGGCGGCCAACCCGCCGGCCGUAUUGUCAUGGAGCUUUACGCCGAUACUACUCCUCUAACCGCUGAUAACUUCCGUGCACUCUGCACCGGUGAGAAAGGAGUCGGCACUAGCGGGAAGCCUCUUCAUUACAAAGGCUCUUCCUUCCACCGUGUGAUCCCUAAUUUCAUGUGUCAGGGUGGUGACUUCACGGCUGGAAACGGAACAGGAGGAGAGUCCAUUUAUGGAGCCAAGUUCGCAGAUGAGAAUUUCCUCAAGACGCACACUGGUCCUGGAGUUCUUUCGAUGGCGAAUGCAGGUCCGGGGACGAAUGGAUCUCAGUUUUUUAUCUGUACUUCGAAGACGGAGUGGCUUGAUGGGAAACAUGUGGUUUUUGGUCAGGUGGUUGAAGGAAUGGAGGUGGUGAAGGAGAUCGAGAAAGUGGGGUCUAGCUCCGGGAAGACCUCGAAGCCGGUGGUUAUCGCAGAUUGCGGCCAACUCUGA